Anolis carolinensis (green anole) is the source of this 4595-nucleotide messenger RNA. RefSeq names its product zinc finger protein 239-like. Gene Ontology annotation, biological process: regulation of transcription by RNA polymerase II. Gene Ontology annotation, molecular function: DNA-binding transcription factor activity, RNA polymerase II-specific. NCBI's taxonomy places the organism in Eukaryota, Metazoa, Chordata, Lepidosauria, Squamata, Anolidae. The coding region runs from base 3164 to 3982 and encodes 272 amino acids. The record is from RefSeq and is a predicted model, not a curated record. Gene Ontology annotation, cellular component: nucleus. The transcript has a single exon.
UACUUCCUAGGAGCCCUAUUCAGGGUUCUACACAAUUUUACCCUCUGAAUGUUUAGUUAUUAUUGUUGUCCUGGUUUUAAUUCUGUUGAUGUGUUUUAUUGUUUUGUGUAGUUACUAUGUUUUUAACUGAUUGUUCUGUGUUUUAACUUGUGCUGUUGGGCUUGUCCCCAUGUGAGCCGCCCCAAGUCCCUUUGGGGAGAUGGAGGCAUGAUACAAAAAUGAAAUUGUUGUUGUUGCUGUUGUUGUUGUUAUGGUGUUGGGUACACACCUUGGUACCUGUAGAGCAGAUCCUAAGAAUUUGGAUGGAACGGUCUUCAGUGGGGCAAAGUCAGAAAAAGGUCCUGUCUGGGCACCAUAAAGGAGUUGGGCCAUUGACUUGGCUUCAAAAUGUUUGAGUGCCGCGAGUAUAAAGUGCCCCCCUUUUGACCUCAGGUAUUUUAGUAUGGCGGACGAACUCCUGUGUGCAUUCUCAGCCACAUAGCCGCCGUGUGCUCUUCUGCUGCCGGAAGAGUGCAGGACUUCCACAGAUAUUUGAAACAUGGGACCUGCUCAAUUUUGUUUCCAUCUAUAUUCCAGUGGUGGAGCUUAGGUCCUUUGGCAGACACCACGAUUUUCGUUUUCUGAUAGUUGAGUUGUAACUGAUCCUCCCUACAAUAUUGUGCCAGUGCUUUCAAAGCUCUUCUGAGGCCUAUUGGUGUUCUUGAGAUCAGUGCUGCAUGGUCAGCAUAAAGUAGGGUGGAGAUCUGUCUCCCCACGAGUUUUGGAGGAUGAAAGUCCAUGUUGUGCAGUUGGUCCACCAAAGAGUUGAUGUAGAAGUUGAAUAAUGACAGGGCUAAGAUGCAGCCUUGUUUGACUCCUUUCUCUCUUCUAACUGCAUGGGUGAGGUGGCCUUGAGGGCUGCUUCUUAUUUUGAGAGAUGUCCCUUUGUGGAGUUGACGGAUAAGAUGGAGAAGCCGUCUGUCAAUUGAGGUGCCAUCUAAUGUUUCCCAUAAUUUGCUCCUAAAGAUGGACUCAAAGGCAGCCUUGAAGUCUAUAAAGGCUACAUACAAGGAUGCAGAGCUGUUGGUAGUGUAUUUUUCUAUCAGAUGCUGGAGAAUUAGGCAGUGGUCCACCGUGGACCGUCCUUCCUUAAAUCCAGCUUAUUCAUCGGCUAAUAUGCCUUCUUGGUCCAUCCAAUCCUGCAGUUUCCCUUUUAGAUGUCUAUUGUAAAAUUUACUGAAAAUGUUAAGAAGGCCGAUAGGUCUGUAGUUUACUGGAUCAUCUCUUUUUCCUUUUUCCUUUUUUUUUUUUUUUUUUGUAUAUGGGGACAAUGAUGGCCAUUCCCCAGUCCUUGGGAAUUUGUCAAUGCAGGUGAAAAGUGAUGCUAAAGAGAAGGCCCAGAAGUCUAGAUUGUUCUUGAUACCUUCCGAAGGAAUGAGAUCUUCUCCUGCGGCCUUCUUUUGCUGUAAUUGGUUGACAAGGCUCUUGCUCUCUGUCAGAGUGACAGCAGGCCAUGUUGGAAGAUUUUCCAAGUCUGGGGUGGAACGGGCAUUCCCACCAGUAUGAUCCUUAUAUAUGUCCUGAAAAUAUGCUUCUCAGGACCCUGAGGGGAUAUGGCUUUCCAUCGGGGGUGGACGUAGUUAGCUGUGCAUGAUAUGAUGUGCCAGAAAGUGGCUGAGUCUUUAGUUUGAACACCUUGUAUGAGCCGUGCCCAAUUGUUUUUCGGGUCUUCCCUUUUUUUAUGGGCCAACAGGAGCUUAUAGCGUCUCUUCUGGUGAAGAAGCUCUUGUGCCAUUAUUGCCAAAUUAUUAGACUGGAAAGCCUGGUAGGUGGAAAUUUUUUUGCAUGUAUGCAUUCCUUAUCAAACCAGUGUUUUUGAGUGAUAAUGAUGUUGCCUAUGUGGAACUGUGUUGGAGCUUCUUACCUGUUUUUGGAGCUCUUGGGUUAUUGAGUUAAAGUUCUCCAGAAGAGUAAGUAAGUAAGUAAGUAAAAGUUUAUUUGUAUACCGCCCUCUCUCCCGAAAGGGACUCAGGGCGGUUUCCAAUAUAAGAGCACUGGGAGAUGUAGUAGAUGUCACGCCAAUCCUUAGAUUCUGUAGCUGUUCCGUCACCAACAGUUCAGUAACUCUUUGGUUCAACCCUGGCGUCCAUUUGGCUCAACAGUUGGCUUUUCCAGCUGGUUGUGUGAUGGAUUGGUAGCAGUCCACCAUUUCUUGACUAGGAAUGGAUACUUCGAGAAGAACUGGGAAGACUUCCAGGUACUUGGCAUGUGGUAUUAGAUCCCUCAAUAUGCCAAUAUAAUCAAUGGCACUCAUUUUAUUUCCAGAGAGAUAGGUGAAUUCGGCUGGGUGGUCUCCUUCCAAGGCGCCAUUUAAUAUGUGGAGGUUUAGCCUGGCGGUUGUUUGAGCCAGGCAUAGUCCUGCAAGGUUUGAUUUCUGAUCCUUAGAUUGUCGCGUCAAGAGGUAUUGAUCACCUACAGGCUCAAGAGGGAGAGUCUUGUGUCGUCUGUGAAGAGAGAUGUCAUCAAGGCCCAUCCUUGCGUUGAAAUCUCCCCCCAGAACUACCAAGGCGGUUGGAUUUUGGAGUAUGAGUUCAGCAACAUACUUUUCCAAUUCCUUCCAUCAGGCUCUAGUCUGUGCUUUCCUCCUCGAUGGGGGUAUAUAUACAUUCAUUUUGGUUACUGGGAUUCAUUAAGUAGUUGGCCAUUUUGGGUAUUGGGAGAAUGAAGGAUACAUAGAGAAGGCAGCCAUCUUGGAUAUUGGGAGAAUGAUACAUUAAUAAGUAGGUCAUCUUGGAUAUUGGGAAUGGAAAGCCAUCUUGGAUAUUGGGAGAAAAAAAUAUUUAGGGGGUGGCCAUCUUGAAUGUUGAGAGAAGAGGGGAUAAAUUAAUAAGUCUGGUUUUCUUCCCAUUCGUCUGGCAGGUAACUUGUGAAGGAGACCCUGUGAGAGCCUUGCCCUAGGGAUGCCUUGGGACUGAAAGAAAGGCUCACCGCACUGGCAAGAACGAGGAAGAAGUAGGAGGAAGACGUAUUUGAACUGGCAUCCUUGGAGGAAAGAGAGGAUUGUGCUGUCAAAAGAAGGGCUUGGAAAGAGACCAGAAGGCUACGAGAAGAGGAAAUCCUGUGCUGUUCAGGAGUCCAUAUCUGUGAAUUUCUGGCAUAAUAUUUGAAUCAUAAAUUUAAAAGAAUGGAAAAUCUUCAUCCCAGUUCCACAUCACAUACAGGAGAGAAGCUGCAUAAGUGUAUGGACUGUGGGGAAGGUUUCAUGGGGAGACAAUCUCUUACUAGACAUCAACAAACUCACACAGAAGAGAAGCCUUAUACAUGCGUGGAAUGUGGAAAGAGCUUCAGUCUGAGUGGACAUCUGCGUUCCCAUCUAAGGACCCACACAGGGGAGAAGCCACAUCAAUGCAUAGAAUGUGGAAGGAGCUUUAGUCAGAGUGCACAUCUCCGUUCCCAUCAAAGGACUCACACAGGGGAGAAGCCAUAUCAAUGCGUGGAAUGUGGAAAGAGCUUCAGUGAGAGUGGAGCUCUGCGUUCCCACCAAAGGACCCACACAGGGGAGAAGCCACAUCAAUGCAUGAAAUGUGGAAAGAGCUUCACUCAGAGUGGAGUUCUGCGUUCCCAUCAAAGGACGCACACAGGGGAGAAGCCAUAUACAUGCAUUGAAUGUGGAAGGAGCUUCAGUCAGAGUGCACAUCUGCGUUCCCAUCAAAGGACCCACACAGGAGAGAAGCCUUAUCAAUGCAUGGAAUGUGGAAAGAGCUUCAGUAAGGGUGCACAUCUGCAUUCCCACCAAAGGACCCACACAGGGGAGAAGCCUUAUCAAUGCAUGGAAUGUGGAAAGAGCUUCAGCUGGCGUAACAAUCUGCAUUCUCAUCAAAGGACCCACACAGGGGAGAACCCAUAUCAAUGCAUGGAAUGUAAACAGAGCUUCAGAUGGAUUGGACAGCUGCAUUCCCAUCACAGGACCCACACACAGCUAGAGGAAGAGACCUGCCUUUGAGUUUCCUUCUUCUGUUAAAGAAAUCCCCCAAACAAUGGUCCCAUCCCCCACAGGCAGGCAAAGCAUGGGAGAAUGGAAGCAAAGAGGAAAGCUGCCACCUUGUUCGCUAUCUGUCAUUAAUGGAGCAGCUCUUGAAUAUUUUAUUUAAAGACCCUAGAAAUCCCUUACCUAGAUGACCCUUACUCAAAAAUCUUGUUUUUCCAUGAAAGUGUUGACAGGACAUGUUCUGCCUGACAUUUGCUCUUUGCUCACAAUAUAAGGUCAUGCAAACUGCAGUAAUGAUGUGGCUGCUGGAUGGUCCAUACGUGGGAUGAACUAUGAACAUGUCACCUGAGGAUAGUGCAUACGUGGAGCAAACUAUGGACACUUCACCUGAUGUGAUGAGUAAUGAGUUAUAUAAGUUACAAGGCAACUACGCAUGUCCAAAAGGAUUAUAAUAGUCAGCAAAUUCCAUUGUCAGUUAGCUUUCUGUGCAUGCUUCUGUAAAAUUGUAUAAAUUGUAAAAUUGUAUAAAUUGGAAAGCCACUACAGGUAAGGGGUGGCAUUGCGUUUUCUAGGCAUUAGCUAACAUUGUCACCUGCUCUUGGCCAAAAGUAAACUAUCUUGAAGAGAA